UUUUGCAAAACUGCAGUACACACGUUAUACAUUUGCUACACAUAGACACAGCACACUAUAACGAACUAGUGGUGCUAUAGAAUGGCAUGGACCUUCUCGUAUUAGUUUUCUAUAUCCUUUGGUCUCGGCUAGCUAUUCUGUAUAAGAUGUAGAAUUAGGGCCAAUACGUAUUACAACCCAUUCCAGCUCUACCACAGACCACAUCAUUACGGACAUUGAAAUGUAUUAAUUCUCUUCUCAUAAUAUUGAUUUUCAUCUAUCUGAUCACACUGCACGAAUCAUUGAAAUAAUCAAUUGCCCCAUUAGCCUUAAACUACCUAAAUACACAUUCACCCGUGACACAAGCGAUAUCCUGUCAAGAAAACGCACUAACUGAAAGCGUCAUACUCGGCGAAACUACGCGCUCUGUCCGAUGCUUUCAGAACUAAAUAGUGAAACUGAAAAGACGACCGUUCAGCGCAGCGGCAGGAGCAGGAAGGAAUCGUUUGAAGUUGAGGUUAAAACAACCGGACGGAAUUGUGGCUGUGCUAAUUGUGAUUGAUCAAACGUGAUUUAUCCUGUGAAAAGCAUAUUCUUUUUACUAGUACGGACAAUAAUAUUGCCAGUAGUAGCAUUGAAAGUUGUACCACUUUUUCAACCCUAGUGUUAAUGUCAUUAUAAUGGUCAAUGUCAUUAAAGGAAUACUAGUAGAAUGUGACCAUGCUAUGAAACAAUUUCUGCUUCACCUGGAUGAUACAUUAGCUCUGGGAAAGAAGUUCAUUAUUCAAGAUUUGGACGAGAGUCAUCUCUUUAUUUCUGCAGAUAUAUUAGAAACAUUGCAAGCGAGAGUUGAUGAUUUAAUGGACCAAAUAAGUUUCCCUCUGGCUGAGAAAGGUGUGUAAAACCACAGAUUUAUAGGAAAAAAGUGACUAAAAAUUGAGUGAAGAACCAUGGCCACUGCUAGAGAAUCUGGACGAUUGAAGGAAUCUGGGAAGGUGUUGGAUGAGGCAACACGGAAGAGAAGGGCUCGGAAAGCUCUGGAGGCCCUUGAACUUGAUAAUUUUCAUGAAGAUCCUCAUGCAGAUUUAGUAAUGAGCAAAAAGGUGCCUAAAUUUCAAGAAACACUAGACAACAGAAGUGUGAAGCGAAAGAAAGGUAAAAGUGCUGAAUACUACAAGCAGAGGUUUCGCAAAACUUUUCCUCAGCUUGUAGAAGAAGAUAGAAACUACAACCCAAAUCCACCAAACUAUAUGUCUGCUCAAGCGGCACCUUCCAAGUGUCCAGAGCGCCGCUUCUGUGCUGUGUGUGGUUUUCCUAGCACUUAUACUUGUGUAAAAUGUGGAGCCAGAUACUGUAGCAUUCGAUGCUCAGGAACACACUUGGACACAAGAUGUUUAAAAUGGACUGCAUGAGCAGUAGAAUAAGAAAAUGUAAAAUUUGUAUCACAUUUUUUAAAAAUAAAAUGACGUUCUCCAGUACAAUAUUUUUAUUUAAGUACAAGCAAAUAAUGUUUUACCUUACAAUGGAACCUGUAGGACUUUACAAAGGAGUUUAGACAUAACGCGAAUGUGACGUAAGGUACUUGCAAUUCGCACAUCAUUUCAUAGUAAAAGGUUGCGAUUUAAAACCCUAAAGAGCAAAGGAAUGUGAUGUUUUUCAAAAAUUCUAUACUCUUCUACGUACUGAAAGACCGCCAAGGUUGCACGUUCCCUCCGAAACUCAUACAAACAUUACCAACUGAAAAUACGUUCUGACGUGUGUCCACUUGGGCGUAAGUUACGAAUGUCAACAAGUGUUUAUGGAAAUGAACGACGGGUGACUGGGUCUCACCACAAAACUUAUUCACUCUAGUGAGAAAGCUGACAGAUAUCGUUUGCACGCUUUCACAAGCAUAAUAAAACCAAAUAUCAGUAACAAUGUACUAAUCGUCGGUGACGGGUGGUACCACGCUGAAAGUAACAAGAAGUUUCAAGAUAAAGACGAAAUUUAUAGUAUUUUGUAAUAUGAAAUAAUAUCGAAACAUUUACAUUAAUUUUUUAAUAUAUUUUAUUUAUUAAACAUUUUUAUUAAGUGACUUUGCCCAAGUGCUGAUGAAAACAUCGUAAAAGUAGAAAUUUGAUUAACGAUAACAGCUGACCUGAAUGCCCUACAUGAAGUUUAGAACAGAUUCGAACGACUAGUGGUUAGGGUGUCGUGUGAAUGCUAUAGAAUAAAUUUAUAUGAUUUUUUAAUAUUUAUUGUUAUCAGUUAACAACAUUUAAAAAUGGCAGAAUCAGCUCCAAAAAAGACCAUACCAAAUGGUAUAAAGUUUUUAUUCGGAGGCACAGCAGGAAUGGCAGCUACAUUGUUCGUUCAGCCUUUGGACUUGGUAAAAAACAGAAUGCAGAUGAGUGGUGCAGGUUCUGCUGUUAAGGAAUACAAGUCGAGUUUUCAUGCAUUUUCAACAAUUCUUAGAAAGGAAGGUGUGUUAGCCAUGUACAAUGGAAUAUCUGCUGGUCUCCUGCGACAGGCAACUUAUACAACAACUAGAUUAGGAGUAUUCACUUGGGCUAUGGAAGCUUGCACAAGUUCUGAUGGUACUCCACCAAAUUUUGCCACAAAGGCUGGAUUGGGAAUGUUAGCUGGAGUUUGUGGAGCAUUUGUUGGGACACCAGCAGAAGUGUCAUUGAUCCGUAUGACUUUGGAUGGUCGGUUACCUCCAGCAGAACGUCGAAAUUAUAACAAUGUAUUUGAUGCCUUAAUGCGCAUUUCUAAAGAAGAAGGUGUAUUGACGCUCUGGAGAGGUGCUAUACCCACGAUGGGUCGAGCCAUGGUUGUCAACGCUGCUCAACUUGCCACAUAUUCACAAGCCAAGCAAUUGUUGCUUGCUACAGGAUACUUCAAAGAUAAUGUAGCAUGUCAUUUUGCUAGCAGUGUGAUAUCUGGUUUCGUGACUACAGUAGCUUCAUUGCCUGUAGAUAUCGCCAAAACUAGGAUUCAAAACAUGAAAAAAGUUGAUGGCAAAGGAGAGUACAAAGGAACUUUGGACGUGUUCACUAAGGUGGUUCGCAAUGAAGGCAUCUUUGCUCUGUGGAAGGGCUUCACACCAUACUUUGCACGCUUGGCGCCACACACCGUGCUCACCUUUAUCUUCCUGGAGCAGUUGAAUGCUUUUUAUCUUAACUACGUAGCGUAGUAGAUAAAUAGAGAAACGGCUUUAACUUUAGGGAGUGGUUUUUGUAGCACAAUAUCUGCAGGCUCAGGUAACUGGUGCAUUUGGUAUUAUCCCAGUGUAAAUUUACGAUCAUGUGCACACGGGAGGGAAUCAGCAAACUUUUAUAUAGUAUAUUUUGUAUUUUAUUGUCAAGAGAUAUAUGCAAUAAUGUUGAGUUAUGUAAUACAUAUACUUCAUUUUGGAUUACAGUUGUCAAAAACUAGACGAUUUGUAAUAAAACUUCCUUAAUGAGACUAGAAAAUACUCAAUUUUAAUAAAUUAAUUUUUAAUUGAAAACAUUAUUAGUGACUGAUAAUAUUUUGUCUUCUCUGGAUCAGGUAAGAUAAAAAGUGAUAAAGCUUGUUUCAUUUUGAUGCAUAUAUCCUGAACUAUAAAUAUAUAUAAUAAUAAUAUUUGUAGGUUUUGACUGCCAUUUGAUUACAUACUGCUGUCUUUAAAAUAUUUUCUGUAUGCUAUCAUUGUCAAUGAAUGUUUUUCCUUAAUUUAAUUGGUAAUGAAAGCGCUGUACAUUUCACGAUUUGGGACAAUAGAUUUGAAUAAUAUUUCGUACAUACUGAACGAAUCCUCUAGUCUCAGUUAGGCUUGUGCUAUAGUGUGUUUAUAUCUAUAAUUAUUUUUAUGAGAUUUGUUAUUCAAAACAAUUUUGAAAACAUUUUAGAGUGGUAUCAUGUAGACUGAUUUUACCAAGUUUUGUAUUCUUUGGGAAACU
Messenger RNA from Gryllus bimaculatus (two-spotted cricket), 3902 nucleotides. The record is from the annotation of a GenBank genome assembly. Lineage: Eukaryota; Metazoa; Arthropoda; Insecta; Orthoptera; Gryllidae.